Messenger RNA from Entamoeba nuttalli P19, 933 nucleotides. RefSeq names its product tetratricopeptide repeat-containing protein. The record is from RefSeq and is a predicted model, not a curated record. Gene Ontology annotation, biological process: post-translational protein targeting to endoplasmic reticulum membrane. NCBI's taxonomy places the organism in Eukaryota, Evosea, Mastigamoebida, Endamoebidae. The transcript has a single exon. Bases 1 to 933 code for a protein of 310 amino acids. Gene Ontology annotation, cellular component: membrane; TRC complex. Gene Ontology annotation, molecular function: protein binding; molecular adaptor activity.
AUGGAAGUACCAACAAAAGAACAAGUGUUUGAGAAGUAUAUGAAAUUACUUGAAAAGAAAGGAUAUCUUAAAGAUGUUUCAGAAGAAGAAAAAGAGGAAAAGGUAAAUAAAGCCAAAAAGUAUUUUGAAGAGCAUUAUAAUAGUUUAGAAAGAUUCCCAGCUGUUAAAAUACCAAAAACAAAUGAAGAAGUUACAGAAGAAAAGAAGAAUGAAGCUGAAUCUCAUAAAGCAAAGGGAAAUGACUUAUUCGCUAAAAAGGAUUAUGCCACUGCUAUUUGUGAAUAUUCAAGGGCAAUUGAAUGUGACCCAUUUAACCAUAUUUAUUAUUCAAACAGAUCAGCUUGUUAUUGUUAUUUAAAUAAUGAUGAAUUAGCUGUUAGAGAUGGGGAGAAAUGUGUUGAACUGUGUCCAACAUUUGCUAAGGGAUAUAGUAGAUUGUCAGCAGCGUUAAUGAAAAUGGGGAAACUUCAAGAAGCAAAAGAAGCCAUUGAUAAAGCCUUGAGUAUUGAACCAGAGAACCAAAACUAUUUAAACAGUAAAAUGGAUAUUUUAGAUGAAUUAAGUAAAGUUGGAGUGAAAGAAGAAGUGAAAGAAAAACCUAAAGAAGAAACAUCUGAAACACAAAACCAACCAAGACAAGAAUCAAAUCAACAACAAGGAGGAUUUGCUAGUUUAUUAAAUAAUUUAAUGAGUAAUCCCGCUAUUCAACAAAUGGCACAAAGUAUGAUGAGUAAUCCUGCAAUGAUGAAUAUGGCACAAAGCAUGAUGAAUAAUCCUGCAAUGAUGAACAUGGCACAAAACAUGAUGUCAGGUCAAGGGUCUAUGAGUGAUUUAUUAAAUAAUCCACAACUAAGACACAUGGCAGAACAAAUGGCAAAUACACAACAACAACAACCAGAAGAAAAUAAACCAAAUCAAAAUGAAGAGAUAUAA